Molecule: messenger RNA, 2477 nt
Organism: Pieris rapae (cabbage white)
Lineage: Eukaryota; Metazoa; Arthropoda; Insecta; Lepidoptera; Pieridae
Exons: 3
Coding region: 77-811 (244 amino acids)
Source: RefSeq, a predicted model, not a curated record
UAUAAUGUUAUCUUUUUUCUAGUUUAUCUCAAGAUAUGAGGGUUGUACCAAUAUUAAGAACAGUCUUUUAAAUACAAUGAAGAUCAAAGUAGACCUCUUCCACACACCGUUUCUCAUUAUUUAUGUUACCGAAGAAUGCGUUAGUUUCUCUGAAGAAAAUAGUUAUUUAAGGUUAUUAAGUUCCUUUGGCGAUUUAAGGAUUGCAAAAAAAAACAAUACAGAAGAAAGAAAAGGACGACAUUGUAAAAGUUUGAAGUUUAUCCUAAGCGCGUUAUACCUACAACCCUUUAUGAGAGUAUGUGCAAAUUCUAAAGUUUUCAGGAGAAAUAUAAAUAAUUUAUUCGAACUGAGUGGUAACAAGAGUGAGAGAACUUUUUUAAAAUUAAUACUAGAACCACCUGAUAAAGAAAUUAUAGAUUAUGCCUGGAAUGAAAGAGUUUCAUAUUUAGUAUGGAGUAAGAUUGAAAUAGAAAAUGCAUUUGCAUGGCUAUCUACUUUAGGAGGUGCAUAUUCUGCAUUAGGUGACUACUUUGAGCACUGUGCUGAAGAAGCAGGCAGAAUUUCUGUUAGACAGUAUAGAUUAUCACAAAUGCUUGGAGAUGAAAGUCUUGCUGCUCGUAGUGAACUAUAUUCAGCACUGGCGUUUGCACAGAAGGGCCACUUGAAGUUAUCAAGACAAAUUGUUAGGAAGGUUGCAGCAUUUGCUAGAUCUACAAAUGAUAAACGUCUAAAUAGGAUGUGCCUGGGUGUCUGGGCUAAAUUGAAGUAUCUACGAAAACUAAGUCAGGAUAAUGUAAGGGCAAAGGUGUAAAUAAAUAUUUUAUUUUUUAUUGUUAUAUAUACAUUUUUUCUCUGAAUAUGCAUCCUGUAAGGUUAUUCGAUACAGUAAAAUGUAACAUAUUCAAAACAUAACAAAAAGUUUUUUAAAGCGUGACUUUAAAAAUAAUUCAAAUAAAUUUCAUUUAUGUUACUUUUGAAAUAACUAUUAAAAAUCUUCAUAUAUUUAAAGAAACAUAUAAAAUGGGAUUCUAUUUCAAAAUAUCCAUGUUUAAUUGUUGCUUUUGCUAUAAUAGACCAGGGUAGAAGCCUUUAAAAAAUAAUGAAAAGUGAAAAAAAAUAAUAGUAGGAUUAGAUUAGAUUAACCCAUUAGAAAAGGAGGGGAAUAUUAUAAUAAUUAAAGGACAAAUAAUUUAUGGGCGAUCUGAGGUUGGGAAGGGGAUCGGGGUGAGGGAGGGUAAAAAACGUUUUUUCUCGAUUUCCGGCAAAACUAAAAGUGUUAUCGAAAAAAGUCAAAUGGUAAAGUUGUAGGUAAUAAAAUUUUAGAUCUGUUUAUUUACACUUUUUUCACAUAACCUCAAAAUUUAUGUGAAAAAUUAAAAAAAAACAAGUUUUUGUUUUUUAUUUAAAAAAAAAAAUUAUAACGAAAUUUGGUGAAAACUUUCCUUUUCAUGUCCCAAAUACGCUGUAAGUUAUUUGAUUUAAAAUAUUUAUAUUUUCACCUUAUUUUGAAUGAAUAUCGAAAAAACCCCCUAAUUUUCAAUAAAAAAUUCACCCGUCAAAAUAUCAGCUUUUUUCAAAGAGUUGGUAUGUUUUCUGUUCGUAGAAAUCUCUACUUCCCCCCCCUUUUCUAAUUUGUUUCAUCCUACUAUUAUUUUUUUUGGUUUUAAAAAUUAUCGACCCUGGUCUAUAAGUUUAAUGUAAAAGGAACGUAGGAAUUAAUCAUCACGUUCGGACAUACGUGAGCGUGGUUUAAAGAUGGCGGAACUAGGAAGUUGAGGUGUUACGGAAAACUAUAUUUCUGAGGCCGAGAGUUCUUUAACUGACUGUCUCAAAUUUAACUCAUCAUUGUGAUAUAUUUGACUAUGCUAAUUGAAUAUAAAGAUUACUUCAAAUAUAAGACAAAGAGUGCCUAUCUAUUACCACAAACCUUGAAAUUAUUUUAGUAAUUAAAAGAUUGUUAAAGACAUAUUUUUAAAUAUUGUUUAAAUAUCUUGCCUUAAAUUAAGACUUAGUUGUCCAUCCGUUAUAGGCACGUUUUUUCGAAAUCUCGAUGCUUCAGUUACAUUGUUUAUAAAUGAUCGGAAAUAAUGAGAGAAUGUAAACAUUCAGAACAAUGGGUGAAAUACCUUGUAUAGUUUAUCUUCACACUGAAAAUGAAUAUAGUAUUAUUAUUCAGGGAUAAAGAUUCCUAGCUUUAUAAUGUGCUAGAACAUCAUGAAAAUACGAAUGUAUUGGCUUGCAUGGCAUUUUUUUAUUAAUUUUAAUUCAGCUGUUUAAGUGUUAAUAUUAAUAUGUUAAUGUUUGUGAACCGAAUGUCAAAAAUUCAGACCGAGAAAAAUGAUAAUCAAGAAGACUAGAAUCGAGGCAUAGCGGGCGGGCACCUGUCUAUUCAAGGACAUCUUGUUUCUUCCCUUUGUUUGCACACCUAGUUUAUACCUUUAAAUAAAUAUACAGUUACUCCCUCGACUGUCUCUUUA